CAUUUGAACAGGCACAGGAGCUAUUUAUCAGUGAGGAAGAGCCUGAAGAGAGAUCUAAACAUGACCAAAAUAUCAUCCCAGAAUUUGUUUUCACUCUUGAUGCCACUGAUCCAGAAAAACCGUGUAAUGAAGCUGCUCGAGAAUCUUGUAGAGGGAACUUCCUACACUCCACAACAGUUCCUUCAGUGCUUGGCUGGUUUCAUGGAGAGAAAUGUAGAGGAUGAGUCUGUGCUUAACUACUUUGAAGACCUUGAGAUUCAUCCUGAGCACAUUGGCAGCUGUAUUAGCCCCUGAAGUCGUAGACGGAGCCAGAGCUGUUUCACUGUGUUUAAGCAAACACAUGCACACAAACAUAUGCACGUGCAAUGGCACACUCAUCAG
Messenger RNA from Myxocyprinus asiaticus (Chinese sucker), 381 nucleotides. Its product is annotated as adenylate kinase 7-like. Bases 61 to 294 code for a protein of 77 amino acids. Lineage: Eukaryota; Metazoa; Chordata; Actinopteri; Cypriniformes; Catostomidae. The record is from RefSeq and is a predicted model, not a curated record. The transcript is spliced from 4 exons.